Molecule: messenger RNA, 1326 nt
Organism: Diplodia corticola
Lineage: Eukaryota; Fungi; Ascomycota; Dothideomycetes; Botryosphaeriales; Botryosphaeriaceae
Exons: 1
Coding region: 1-1326 (441 amino acids)
Source: RefSeq, a predicted model, not a curated record
AUGCCCGUGCCCGUCUUUGAGAAGAUCCGCCGCGACCCGGACGACGACGACGACCACGACGACCACGACGACGAAUAUCGAGAGUCUGUUGCGGACGCCUGGGAAGAAGUCACAUCCUUGCCAGCCGUUGUCACCAUCAUGGGCACCCACCUCACCCUUGACAGCACUGGCAUGCCGUUCGGCCUGAACACCAAGAGACCCCCCGACUUUCUGACCACUGCCACAACCGCCAAAACUACUCCCGCGCCAUCUUCAGUUCAGUCGACUUCGAUCGAGAUCACGCAGUCAACCAGUGUUGCCGUCAGUCGCCCGAGCGAAGUUGGAUCCGGCCCAAACGCGGCUUCCUCAGCCACACAUGGCGCACCAACCUCAACGACGGCUUCGGAUCCUGUAGCAAACAAUGCGAGUUCUGCAGCGAGUACGUCUUGUGCCACUUCUUCUGCUGUGGAUGGACUACCGAACGGCGCCGCCUGGCCGUCGAGCACUUCAGGUUUUAAUGAGAACAAUGGAGGAGUAACAAUGCCAUCAGAUCCCAAUCCAGAUAACAACCAAGCCAACUCCGGCGGCGGCACGCCUCUGGGACUCAUCUUAGCCGGCGUCAUAAUCCCCAUCCUGGUCGUCUCGUUGCUCGCCUUCGCCGCCUUCGUUGUCAUGCGUCGCCGGAGGCAGAGGAACGCACAACCUACGCUGGCCCAAGAAGAGAUGAAGCUUCGUCCCGGCAGUAGCGGCGACGACGACUACCACCCUCCGCCCGUUGCCGUCAUCCCUGUGGGAUCUUCUCCGCCUCCGAUGAUCCGCGAGCCCUCCCCGCCGCAAACAGCAGCGGCGGCGGCGGCGGCGACACCUCCAAGAGCAGUGACGCCAGUCCCAGCACCGCCGCCCGUCAUCGUGUCCGCCAUGAACCCCGCGAACAACUCUUCCUACUUCACCGGCAUCGACACGUCCGAGGCGCUCUCCAUCCGCACAAACUCGGUCCGCAGCAGCGGUCCCCCGCAGCGGCCCGCCGGCUUCAUGCUGGACGGCGAGUUCCACGAGGAGCCGCCGCCGCCCUACCGCCCGCGCAGCGUGCCGCCCAUUUCCCGGGACUCGAGUAUGCGCACCGCUAACUAUCGUGGGGUGGCUGACUGUGCUGGAAGCAUCCGACUUGCGAACGACCAUCACGAGUCGCCGCAGCACAAUCCGUUCGCGGACCCGUCGGAUGACGGCAUCUCGGUCAUGUCCGAGGCGCCGAUGAAUCCGUUUAUGCGUGACGACGAGGAUCGCCUCUCCGUGGUCUCGGAUAUGUCGUAUCAACAAGAGCCUGUGACGGUGCACCAAGGCGUAUGA